AAAACAUGACGCAACACACUCAUGUAAAGCUAAGUUCCCGUGAAAGUCAGCCUUUACUGCGCAUGCGUCAAGAUGUCCUCGUUCUGGAGGUGUGGGUUCAAAACCUAUCCCUGACAACCUCUUCUUUCCCCCCCGAAAUUUGCUCCACUUUGAUGGACACACCUUCUUCAGUUAGAAACACCCCCUCCAACCCUCCUCCUCCUCACUUUGACACUUUCCACGGAGGAGCAGAGUCGACAGUGGGAACCACAACUUUUGGGGUGUCAAACUAGCUCGUUAACUAGUUAGCAUAUUAAGACAUUCUACUUCCGUUUUCUUCUUCUUCGCUGUUGGAGGACUUUGUGACCGUCUAUGUUCAUUAAGUCUCACACUGUUCCUGACACCUGUUGUUCGGACCGCACAAGCUAGUUUUGGUGUCUUUAGAUAUUCCAAAGUGGACUUUUAAGGAUUUUUCCUCACUGGACGCUUGUUUAAGUGUCUUUCUUUUUUAUAAAUGGACUUUGUGUAACCCAUAAAGGGGACUUUUAAGGUGAACUCAUCGCGACUGUCAAAAUAAAAGCACAACUAAGUGGAGCUGUUGGGCAUUUCUCAGCCGCACUUUUUGCACUCUUUUUUUGGACAUCUGAGCAAAAACAAGUGGCAUAAAGCUGAUAAGCGCACCACUUUCCCCGUAGCCGGCUGUGCUGCACCAAGGCGGCGGACCAUGGACACCAGCCCCGUGUGGAGACGGCGGAACGGCGACGUUCGGCACUUUCUGCUGCUGCUGGUCGCCCUCCUCACCGGAACCUCGCAGUUGUUGGUGGUGGACGCCAACUCGUGGUGGUCCAUGGCGCUGACCCCCAUCCAGAGGCCAGAGAUGUACAUCAUCGGCGCUCAGCCUCUUUGCAGUCAGCUGUCUGGUCUCUCCCAGGGUCAGAGGAAACUGUGCCAGCUCUACCAGGACCACAUGAUGUACAUCGGGGACGGGGCCAAGACUGGCAUUAAGGAGUGCCAGUACCAGUUCAGACAGAGGAGGUGGAACUGCAGCACGGUGGACAACACAUCUGUCUUUGGACGCGUCAUGCAAAUCGGCUCCAGAGAAACUGCCUUCACCUAUGCCAUCAGUGCUGCCGGCGUGGUCAACGCCGUCAGCCGGGCGUGCCGCGAGGGCGAGCUGUCCACGUGUGGCUGCAGCCGGGCGGCGCGGCCACGUGACCUGCCCCGCGACUGGCUGUGGGGCGGCUGCGGCGACAACGUGCACUACGGCUACCGCUUCGCCCGGGAGUUUGUGGACGCCCGAGAGAGGGAGAAGAACUAUCCCCGCGGCUCGCCCGAGAACUCGCGGACGCUGAUGAACCUGCAGAACAACGAGGCGGGACGACAGGCGGUGUACAACCUUGCCAACUUGGCCUGCAAGUGUCAUGGCGUCUCUGGUUCUUGCAGCCUGAAGACCUGUUGGCUCCAGCUGGCUGACUUCCGACGCGUGGGCGAAUACCUUAAGGAGAAAUACGACAGUGCCGCCGCCAUGCGCAUCGGACGCAAGGGCAAACUGGAGCAGGUGGACAAGCGUUUUAACCCCCCGACCCCGGAGGACCUGGUCUACAUCGACCCCAGCCCGGACUACUGCCUUCACAACGAGACGACGGGCUCGCUGGGCACACAGGGCCGCCUGUGCAACAAGACGUCGGAGGGCAUGGACGGCUGCGAGCUGAUGUGCUGCGGCCGAGGCUAUGACCAGUUCAAGACGUACAAGCACGAGCGCUGCCACUGCAAGUUCCACUGGUGCUGCUACGUCAAGUGCAAGCGCUGCACCUCCCUGGUCGACCAGUUUGUCUGCAAAUAACAAUCUUCUCUUUAUUCAUAUCAAGUGCCAGCCCGAUUAAUCAUUUCCUGCCUAUAAGUAUCAUCACUUCCUGCUUUCCUCAUCCAAACCCACAUUGGGUUAGCAGGUGGAUCCUUAGGACACAUGUGACUCAUAAAAUCUAUAACUAAAUAAUAAAUUGAUUAUUAUUUAAGAGACUCGCGCGCACACGCACACACACACACACAGCAUCAUUAUCCAUUUGAGGAAACUGCUUGAGUCACCAAAGACUUGUGACCUCUCACCCUUGAAGGUUCUGGCCUGCCGGAUGUGCAGAUGACGCACAAUGCCUGAUAUUGGAAGACCACUGCAGCAGGUGGGGGAGUCAACACAAGGAAUCUCAUCUAGAAGAGGAAGAAAAGGCCAUUUAGGCAUAGGAAUACUAUUAAUGUCUCCAUGUAACUAGCACAAUUACAAGUACACGUCUGGUGCGGGUUAACGACGCUCGCCUCACUGUUGACGCUGCCGGGUGACCUUCAUGUGACGGCAACGAAAUUCUCCAUCAGCGAGAUUAAUGAAGCUGAGAGACCGUGCCUCGUUGUUACGCAACAGCAAGUCCAGCGACCGUGAUUGGAAAUGAACAGUCAAUUUAGCUCCAUGAUGAAGAUGAAAGAAUUUGAAUAUAUUCCAAUCCAAUUGAUGACAACUGACUGUGUAAAAAAAGUGUGUGAUGGACUGCAAUUUAUUAUGAGCUACUUUAAAGAGAAAAGUAUAUAUUUUAUUACUGUGUAUUUUCUGUUUUCUAUGUUUUAUACAUACUCUUUUGAUAAACCAG
Dunckerocampus dactyliophorus (ringed pipefish) is the source of this 2615-nucleotide messenger RNA. RefSeq names its product wingless-type MMTV integration site family, member 5b (gene wnt5b). Gene Ontology annotation, biological process: canonical Wnt signaling pathway; neuron differentiation; multicellular organism development. The transcript has 7 exons. Gene Ontology annotation, cellular component: extracellular region. Lineage: Eukaryota; Metazoa; Chordata; Actinopteri; Syngnathiformes; Syngnathidae. Gene Ontology annotation, molecular function: frizzled binding; cytokine activity. The coding region runs from base 704 to 1822 and encodes 372 amino acids. The record is from RefSeq and is a predicted model, not a curated record.